This is a messenger RNA of Triticum dicoccoides, 1067 nucleotides long. RefSeq lists its product as uncharacterized. NCBI's taxonomy places the organism in Eukaryota, Viridiplantae, Streptophyta, Magnoliopsida, Poales, Poaceae. Gene Ontology annotation, molecular function: L-ascorbic acid binding; iron ion binding; procollagen-proline 4-dioxygenase activity. The record is from RefSeq and is a predicted model, not a curated record. The transcript has 4 exons. Gene Ontology annotation, biological process: peptidyl-proline hydroxylation to 4-hydroxy-L-proline. The coding region runs from base 54 to 821 and encodes 255 amino acids. Gene Ontology annotation, cellular component: endoplasmic reticulum.
CGACCCAACCGGCCCGGGUCCAACCCGGUCGGCCGCCUCAACAACCCGAUGCUAUGCCACCACCGGCGCCGGACCGGAAGAGGCGACCACCCAUGGAGCAACCCGAGGCAGGAGACGGCGCCCCGCAGCAGCGCCACAAGAAAUCCUCCGCCGCCAAGAAGGCGAAGAAGGGCGGCGCCACCGGCAGCGGCAGCGGCGGGGCAUGGCCGGCGGUAAAGCCCAAGAAGGACCUCCUGGUCAAUCGCCUCAAGGGCACCCAGCUCCUCACCGUCCCUGACUUCCUCACUUCCGCUGAGGCGAAGGCUUUCGUCGACGUCGCUGAAUCCAUGGGCUUCACGCACCAGGGCAGCCUUGGGCCACUCAAGGGGGAGGCUUACAGAGACAAUGACCGGAUAUCUGUCACGGACCCCUUGCUCGCUCAAACGCUCUGGGAAUCAGGGAUUAACAGGGUAUUCAUGGACAUCAACAUCUCCGGCAAAGUGGCAACUGGCUUGAACCCAAAUAUCAGACUUUACAGGUACGUUGAAGGUCAGCGCUUCGGCAGGCAUAUCGAUGAGAGCGUCAACCUUGGGGACGGUUCUAGGACGCAGUAUACAUUGCUGGUAUACCUUUCUGGCAAGGGAAGCGCGAAAGAUUCGCAGGCUCUUGUUGGAGGGGAGACUGUCUUUUAUGAUCACCGAGGAGGAAUCGUUGCUGAGGUUGCUCCCGUGCAAGGAAUGGCUCUACUCCAUCUACAUGGCGCCAGGUGCAUGCUGCAUGAAGCUCGCGUCGUGAAAAAGAACGUCAAGUACGUGCUCCGUUCAGACGUCGUGUUUGCUUAGCUGAAUUUCUUCGAAGCCAGUUUCAGACCAAGGGCCAAUGGGUUUAGCUUUUUGUGAUAUGUGUGAAAAACAGAAGCCCCAGAGGUAAAAUCGAGAAGUAGUUGUUGCAACAUUGGAAAUGCCGGCCUGCCUAAUCAAAAAUUGUGUUCCAUCAUGCACCGCUGUAUAAGAGUUUUGUAACUGCUGUAAUGCUGGAAAUGCUCAAAAACAUUCUACCGUUUGUCAUCAUGGAUAUGUUUUACUCUA